CAAACACGGAAAAUACUGACGUCACAUUAUGCGCCCGUGGUGAGCGACGCGGGGGAUUGAAAUACGUAAACAACCACAGAUUUGUUUGUUCUAUCUGUGAAACAAGUGUCGCUGUUUUGAGGAUAAGUCAUUUAGCAAUAUGUUGAAAAGGGUACCCAAGUCAACAUUAAAGUCUCUAAUGAAGAAGAAAGCCCACAUUCGUGUAGGCACAGCCGCAGAUGCAAUGGCCGAGCUGAACGUGCUGCUGUUUCUGCAUAGUCUCGCAGAAGAGGCGAGGACCAAAGCUUUUGAGGAGAAAUCUGCGAAUAUCAAAGCACACCACGUCAAAGCAGUAUCCAAGAGGAAGACUGCAGUGGGCCUCAAAAGAAUCCCGACAACAGAAGUUUUGAACUUCGGAGUAGAGCACCCGUCAAAGGAUUCAUCUCAAGGAAACUUCUGAAACGAGCCAGAGGGUGAAGUGGACAGACCUUUCUACAACAUGAUUCAACAACCGAUUUACAAGGCAUUUUUUAAAGUCACAUUUGUCUGAAUUAUAAAUUGAACCUGUAUUUUGUUUUAUUUUCUUUAGUUUGAAUCUUUAUUAGUCUUUACUUCAGUCGCUAGUCUUUAUCUGUUUGCAUUUCUUAUGUUUUGUCUGCCAUUUAGCAUUUGCACAAUGCAGAGUAUUUUGGAACACUUUUAUAUGCUGUCCAAUUAAAUGUUGUUCUGUAAAUCUA
Molecule: messenger RNA, 716 nt
Organism: Salmo salar (Atlantic salmon)
Lineage: Eukaryota; Metazoa; Chordata; Actinopteri; Salmoniformes; Salmonidae
Source: RefSeq, a predicted model, not a curated record